Messenger RNA from Ylistrum balloti, 873 nucleotides. RefSeq names its product L-proline trans-4-hydroxylase-like. Lineage: Eukaryota; Metazoa; Mollusca; Bivalvia; Pectinida; Pectinidae. The transcript has 9 exons. Bases 1 to 873 code for a protein of 290 amino acids. The record is from RefSeq and is a predicted model, not a curated record.
AUGGCGGAACUGACGGGUGUCUAUGAUUUUACGAAGGAUAAUUUUCGUGUGUCAGCUGACAUGAAAAAGAAUUUCGAGGAUGAUGGGUAUAUUUUAGUCAGGGAAUUUUUUAACGAUAAAGAAAUGACAAAUCUGCGUAAGGUCUUCGAAGAGUCGGACCUUGUUGACAAGCAUGGGUUGAAAGUUGGCGAUGGAUCAGGUAAGAAAACUAAAAUUGCACUGUGGACCCAUCCUGGAAGUGACGUAUCUGGAAUGAUGGCAAGAUGUGACAAGAUCGUAAAUACCUGCGAGGAACUGCUGGGAGAGGAAGUAUACCACUACCAUGGCAAAUUACUCUACAAAGACGCCUUCACUGGUGGAGCUCACCUUUGGCAUCAGGACUACGGGUACUGGUACAGGAACACGUGUCUAUUCCCAAACAUGAUGACGGUGUUCAUUGCCAUUGACAAGUGUGCCAGGACAAACGGAUGCUUACAGAUCCUACCUGGGUCACAAAAGUGUGGUCGGAUUGACCACGUAAUGGUCUCUGGUCAAAUGACUGCCACGGCAGAGCGCGUGGAGGCAGUGAAAAACGUUUGUCCACUUGCGUAUGUAGAGAUGGAACCAGGUGAUGCAUUGUUCUUCCACUGUAACCUGCUACACUGUAGUUCCGCUAACGACAGCCCUGACAGGAGAUGGGCCUACCUGAUAGCGUACAAUACUAAGGCAAACAACCCAGUAGUUCCCCACCACCACGCCCAGUAUACACCCAUCCAAAGGGUCCCUAACAGUGCCGUAGAAGAGUGUACCAACUAUACUGACUUCACCGACAAAGAAUUCCUGACUGGACAUGAGUCUAAACUAACAUCUAAGUUCGACAAAAGCGAGACAUAA